This is a messenger RNA of Labeo rohita (rohu), 1735 nucleotides long. RefSeq lists its product as uncharacterized. Lineage: Eukaryota; Metazoa; Chordata; Actinopteri; Cypriniformes; Cyprinidae. The transcript has 12 exons. The record is from RefSeq and is a predicted model, not a curated record. Gene Ontology annotation, molecular function: N-acetyltransferase activity. The coding region runs from base 154 to 1236 and encodes 360 amino acids.
UUCAAGCGAUUUGACACUAUUCAAGCACAAUAUAACAGUGCAGUGUCUCCCGAAGCAGCAGCAACUUCAGUCUUCAGGGCCAAGCUUACGAAAACACUGAAAGAGUGUAGUUUGAGUUUUUCUUUUGCUCAGUUUUUUAUUAUUGAACACAGGAUGGAUUUCACAAUCAGGGCCGCCACACUCGAGGACUGUAAGGACAUUUCGCGGAUGAUACUGGAAUUGGCAGAGUAUGAGAAACUUUCUGACCAGGUGAAGAUUACACAAGAAGCUCUGGAGCAGGAUGGCUUCUCUAAAAACCCUUUUUUUCAUGCAAUCAUUGCUGAAGUGCCAGAACACCUUAAGUCCAGAGAGGGUCAUACCAAAGUUGGUUACUGUCUUUACUUCUACGCAUACAGUUCAUUUAAAGGUCGGGCGGUGUACAUGGAGGAUCUGUAUGUGAUGCCAGAGUUCAGAGAGAAAGGCAUUGGCAAGGCUCUGAUGUCCAAAGUCUCCCAGCUUGGUCUGGCUGCCGGUUGCACACAGCUGAAUUUCACUGUGCUGGACUGGAACAAAUCAUCUCUGGACUUCUACCUAAAGGAGGGCUGCUGUGAUGUGACCUCUGACGUUGGCUAUCACUGCAUGCGCUGUGAGGGCGAUGCCCUUGAACACUUAGCCCAGAGUGAUCUUCAAACACUCAGGGCUUUUUUUUUUUUUGCUCAGUUUGUUAUUAUUGAACACAGGAUGGAUUUCACAAUCCGGGCCGCCACACUCGAGGACUGUAAGGACAUCUCGCGGAUGAUACUGGAGUUGGCAGAGCAUGAGAAAGUUUCUGACCAGGUCAAGAUUACACAAAAAGAUCUGGAGCAGGAUGGCUUCUCCAAAAACCCCUUUUUCCAUGGAAUCAUUGCUGAAGUGCCAGAACACCUUAAGUCCAGAGAUGGUCAUACCAAGGUUGGCUACUCUCUGUACUUCUACACAUACAGUUCAUGGAAAGGUCGGGCGGUGUACAUGGAGGAUCUGUAUGUGAUGCCAGAGUUCAGAGGGAAAGGCAUUGGCAAGGCUCUGAUGUCCAAAGUCUCCCAGCUUGGUCUGGCUGCUGGUUGCACGCAGCUGAAUUUCACUGUGCUGGACUGGAACAAAUCAUCUCUGGACUUCUACCUAAAGCAGGGCUGCUGGGAUGUGACCUCUGACCUCGGUUAUCACUGCAUGCGCUGUGAGGGUGAUGCCCUUGAAAACUUAGCCCAGGGAGAUCUUUAAAUUUUGAAUCACAUAGAUUUCCCUGUCAACCACUGAUCAGAGCCACAAGUAACAAGUUGUUUGAUAAGCACAGGAAGACCAUGCUCAUAUCCUAUAUAGAUUUUCUGAAAGAAACGCAACUUUAUGAGGCAAUAGAGAUAAGCAUUAUUUUCAAGAACCACAGACAGAAGAAGCUGCUUAUUUAUGUUGCCUCAAAAAGUGUAUUACAUAUUGACACAUUCUACGCAUUUAAAUAGUAAAGUCUGGCCUAACCAAAGAUUUAGAAGUGCACUGUUGUGUUAUUGGGAAUCACAUAUACAGUUGAGGUCAAAAGUUUACAUACACCUUGCAGAAUCUACAAAAUGUUAAUAUAGACCACAAGAGAAAAUAAUAUUUGAAUUUAUAAAAAUGACCCUGUUCAAAAAUUGACAUAUGCUUGAUUCUUAAUACUGUGGUAUGUUGAAUUAUCCACAGGUGUGUUUUUUUUGUUUAGUUAUAGUUGUUCACAGGUCCCUUGUUU